GGCCUCAGGAACAGAACUUUUUUUUGGUUAGCCUUUAUUUUUUUGCAGUAACAUGAAGAAAAAACAAUGAUUAAAUGCGAUAUGGGCUAAGGUGUUUUGCUUAAACUUAAUUUAGGCAUGAUAUUGGGCGUGUGCGGAAAACAAUGGAUGGGAACAGCAAAAUAUUAUACGCUUUCAGAGGCUGGAUUGGUUUCAUAGCUUUUAUGGAUCUUGGCACGACGAUCAGAAGUUUUAUCGAGAAAAAAUCAUUUCUAAGCAAGACAUUCUUAGAAUACGAUGACGAAGAAUUUACCACUUCCCGAAUAUUGGGAAUUUUUGCGUUGCUAAAAGCUGUUUCAUUAAUAUACACCACUCUUUACAUUUAUUGCAAACCAGUUGUUGAUUUAGGAAAAUGGGCUCUGAUGACCAGCGUUUUGCUUUACUUAAGUGAAAGCAUCUAUUUUAGAUCCGUAACUUUAAAUGUGACCGUUAUUUUUCCUUUAAUAUUGAACUUGGGAACUUUAUUUGCCUUAUUUUACUUGCCAGUCAAAUUAAGAAUCUGGGAAAUCACUACAGGAUCUGAUGAUGAAGGUACUCAAUUAUUUAAAGAAGCACCAGCUGUUAGAAGAAAGAAAUCAAGAAGAGUUUAAGAUUUUAAUUGCAUUGAAAUCUUCUAUAUUAAUAGUUUGCUUGUUGGAAUGCACAGUUAACUUUUAAAGUUUCAACAUUUGACAACCCACAUAUCCAAAAUUUUGAAGGAAAGUUUUGCCAAUAGAAAUUAGAAGUUUGUUGAAAGUUACAAAACAAAAUAAAUCCUUGAAAAAAACCAUCCAA
Molecule: messenger RNA, 813 nt
Organism: Cylas formicarius (sweet potato weevil)
Lineage: Eukaryota; Metazoa; Arthropoda; Insecta; Coleoptera; Brentidae
Exons: 2
Coding region: 144-629 (161 amino acids)
Cellular component (GO): membrane; endoplasmic reticulum
Molecular function (GO): protein-macromolecule adaptor activity
Source: RefSeq, a predicted model, not a curated record